CAUAGUAGUGUUUUGAAGGAACCAAAAGUAAAGAAAAACUCUGUUUUUCCUCUUUUCCUUCCCCCAAUGGCUUUUGUUGGUGCACACAAACUCCAUACUACUAUUCCCUUUCUCCUUCUUUGCCUCUCUUUUAUUCUCCUCUCUCAAGGGGUGAAAUCGUAUUCGGAAUUUCGGUACCCAUUUAUCAAACGGGCGAGCUCGUUCUCGUCGUUGUCGUCGUCGACGUAUUCGUCCCGACGUGGGGAGAAUGUUUAUGACUAUAUAAUUGUAGGGGGAGGAACAGCAGGGUGUCCAUUGGCAACUACAUUGUCUAAAAAAUUCAAUGUGCUAUUACUAGAAAGAGGAGGAGUCCCUUUUGCUAAUUCAAAUGUGUCAUUUUUGGAUAACUUUCAUAUUACUUUGGCAGAUAUUUCACCCACUUCUGCUUCACAAGCCUUCAUUUCUACUGAUGGAGUUCUCAAUGCUAGGGCUAGGGUUUUGGGUGGUGGCACUUGCAUUAAUGCUGGUUUCUACACAAGAGCAAGCUCAAGGUUCAUAGAGAAAGUGGGUUGGGACGCGAAGCUUGUGAAUGAAUCAUACCCAUGGAUCGAGAACCAGAUUGUUCACCGCCCUAAGCUCACUCCAUGGCAGAGAGCUUUCAGAGACAGUCUUUUGGAUGUUGGCAUCUCCCCUUUCAAUGGUUUCACUUACGAUCAUCUUUACGGCACCAAAUUUGGUGGCACCAUCUUCGACCGCUUCGGCCGCCGUCACACCGCCGCCGAACUUUUGGCCACCGCCGACCCCCACAAGCUCACUGUCUUGGUUUAUGCCACUGUCCAGAAUAUUGUAUUUGAUACCACAGGGAAGCAACCAAAGGCAGUGGGAGUGAUCUUUAAGGAUGAAAAUGGGAAUAGACAUCAAGCAGUUCUUAGAAACAGGCGGCAGAGUGAGGUUAUCUUAUCUUCUGGAGCACUUGGGUCACCUCAAAUGUUGCUGCUGAGUGGAAUUGGGCCAAGGGCAGAUCUUGAAAAGUUGAACAUAUCUGUGGUGCUUGAUAAUGAGUUUGUUGGGAAAGGCAUGGCUGAUAACCCAAUGAACACUGUCUUUGUUCCCACCAACAAGCCUAUCAAGAAAUCUCUUAUACAGACCGUUGGGAUUACUAAGUUUGGUGUUUACAUUGAAUCUAGCAGUGGUUUCGGUCAGUCUUCGGAUAGUAUUCGAUGCAAUCACGGGAUGAUGUCAGCUGAAAUUGGGCAACUAUCUACCAUUCCGCCAAAGCAAAGAACCUGGGAGGCCGUCCAAGCUUACAUCACAAGGAAGCGUGAUUUACCUCAGGAGGCAUUCCAGGGUGGUUUCAUUCUUGAAAAGAUUGCCAAUCCCAUAUCAACAGGGAAACUUACCUUGGUUAACACCAAUGUUGAUGACAACCCAUCUGUGACCUUCAACUACUUUAGUCACCCAUACGAUCUUCACCGGUGCGUUGAUGGUAUUCGCAUGGCAGCAAAAAUUGUGCAGUCAAAACACUUCACUGAUUACACAAAAGAUACAAGGGAAACCAUUGAGAAGUUACUUAAUGCAACUGUAAAGGCCAAUGUCAAUCUCAUUCCUAAGCAUACUAAUGACACCAAAUCUCUAGAGCAGUUCUGCAGAGACACUGUGAUUACAAUUUGGCAUUACCAUGGAGGGUGCCAUGUGGGAAAGGUAGUGAGCCCUGAUUUGAAGGUCCUUGGUGUUUCCCGUCUCCGUGUCAUUGAUGGAUCAACCUUCAGUGAAUCUCCUGGAACCAAUCCUCAAGCCACUGUCAUGAUGAUGGGAAGGUACAUGGGGCUGAAGAUUUUAAAGGAUAGACUGGGAAGUGCAGCUGGUAUAUAGGCAUGUCUGGGCUCUGGCAUGGCAGCAAUCGCAAUGGGCACGUUUCGAGUUUCAAUUGCGAAAAUGUAAUUAUGUCAUCUCUUCCUCCGAUCUAUCCAAGUAGUUAAAAUGUAGAAUUCUGGCUUGCUUGGCCUGGGCAAUGCAUAUAAGUUUUGUCCCAUACGAACUUGAAUACAUUCCAAGCCUUGCUUCUAGCUAAUAUCAUCAUUUUUGUUUCUUCUUUGA
Molecule: messenger RNA, 2076 nt
Organism: Benincasa hispida (wax gourd)
Lineage: Eukaryota; Viridiplantae; Streptophyta; Magnoliopsida; Cucurbitales; Cucurbitaceae
Gene: HTH
Product: Glucose-methanol-choline (GMC) oxidoreductase family protein
Molecular function (GO): flavin adenine dinucleotide binding; oxidoreductase activity, acting on CH-OH group of donors
Source: RefSeq, a predicted model, not a curated record